CUAAGGAAGAUAUUUUUGUGGGAGACUUACUCUCUCUGGUUUAUUCUAUUCAGGGUUUCUAGAAUUAGGCGUAUUCAUGUGUUUUAGUUAUGGCUAUGGCAAAGGCAGAUCUCGAUCUUGACUAAUGGUGAUGACAACUAGCUUGGUUUGCUUUGAUGCUGGUUUCUUUAGUGCCCAAUUGGGUAGGGCAUUUUUUUUUGUAAAAAUAGGUCAAGUUUAUUGAAUUCAAGAAGGAUUUUAGUUUUAUUUUGUUCUUUAGUUUAGGUAGUUUUUUUAAUAGGACCAAGACUAUUAGGAGACUUUGUCAUGGGAGAGAGUAUCUUGGAGACCUAACCUAGCAGACUCUAGCAGCAUUGCGCCUAACUCUAUCGACCAAGUCAUCUCCUUCAUUCCUUCUCUGUUUGCGUCUUAUAGCGCACACAUUCUACUCUCUCUAUCUGAAGAGUCUGGAAGGAAAAGAUCGUUUGCUUUAUGAGAAGAAACGCAAAAUUAGAGAAGCUCUUGAAGAGGGAAAGCCAAUCCCAACUGAACUCAGAAACGAAGAAGCAGCUCUUCGUCAACAAAUUGACCUUGAAGAUGAACACACAGCUGUGCCUAGGUCUACUAUUGACGAUGAAUAUGCACAUGCUGCCGAAAAGGAUCCCAAAAUUUUGAUUACUACUUCUCUCAACCCAAGUGAUCCUCUAACUCGAUUUGUCAAGGAAUUAAAGAUUGUAUUCCCUAAUGCGAUACGAAUGAAUCGUGGCAGUCAGGGAAUACCGGAAAUCAUUGAAACUUGCCGUAGUCAUGACUUUACGGAUGUGGUUUUAGUUCAUGAGUUUCGAGGAGUUCCUGAUGGAAUUAUCAUCAGUCAUUUACCUUUCGGUCCAACUGCCCACUUUAGAUUACUCAAUGUGGUAACAAGACAUGAUAUUAAGGACAAAAAGGCUAUGGGAACAAUGCCUGAGGCUUACCCUCAUCUGAUAUUUGACAACUUCUCUACUAAGCUUGGUGAAAGAACUGUAAAUAUUCUAAAGCAUCUGUUUCCAGUUCCAAAGCCCGACACGAAACGUAUUAUCACAUUUGCUAAUCAGUCUGAUUUUAUCUCAUUCAGACACCAUAUCUAUGAGAAACGGGGAGGUCCCAAAUCAAUUGAACUGAAAGAGGUUGGCCCUCGAUUUGAACUUCAGCUUCAUAAGAUCCAGCUAGGAACUGUGGAUCAACAAGAAGCUCAAACCGAAUGGGUCAUGAGACCAUACAUGAACACCUCCAAGAAAAGGAACCUUCUUGGGCAGUGACAGUUCGGUUUCAUUCUUUUCAUGAGUUUGGCCAUACAAGAGUUUUGCUUGUAAAGAGAGCAACUUGGUACCAAGAGGUUUGUGUUUGUGCUGUUAUACUUUAAAAGGAUUUGGCUCUCUGGGUUACUUUCAAGAGGGUAUCAGUUUGCUAUGAGACAACCAUUUGGUCAUUUAUCUGGAUUGCUACUUAGUUUCAGACUUAUCCAUUGCCCCAUGUAAAAGUUUGGAUUUGCAGAGGGGAAUUUGGGGAGUUGGAAAUUCUAUUCUUACAU
Messenger RNA from Cuscuta campestris, 1549 nucleotides. NCBI's taxonomy places the organism in Eukaryota, Viridiplantae, Streptophyta, Magnoliopsida, Solanales, Convolvulaceae. The record is from the annotation of a GenBank genome assembly.